AUGUCACUAAGUCGUGAAGAUUCCGUUUACUUGGCCAAGCUAGCCGAACAAGCCGAACGUUAUGAGGAGAUGGUGGAGAGUAUGAAGGCUGUUGCCUCCUCUGGACAAGAAUUGUCUGUUGAGGAGCGUAACUUGCUAUCAGUUGCUUACAAGAACGUUAUUGGGGCCCGUCGUGCUUCUUGGAGAAUCGUGUCGUCAAUCGAACAGAAAGAGGAGGCUAAGGAGAAGUCCGAACACCAAGUCAAACUUAUCCGCACCUACCGCUCCAAGAUCGAAUCUGAGCUAACCAAGAUCUGUGACGACAUCCUAUCCGUGUUGGACACCCAUUUGAUUCCAUCCGCUACUACCGGUGAGUCCAAGGUGUUCUACUACAAGAUGAAGGGUGACUACCACCGUUAUCUAGCCGAGUUCUCUUCCGGUGAGGUGAGAGAACACGCAACAAAUUCCUCUUUGGAAGCUUACAAAACCGCCUCGGAGAUCGCCACCACUGAGUUGCCUCCUACGCAUCCUAUCCGUCUAGGUUUGGCUUUGAAUUUCUCCGUUUUCUACUAUGAAAUCCAGAAUUCUCCAGACAAGGCCUGUCAUUUGGCCAAGCAAGCCUUUGACGAUGCUAUUGCUGAAUUAGACACACUGUCAGAGGAGUCUUACAAAGACAGCACUCUGAUCAUGCAAUUGUUGAGAGAUAACUUGACUUUGUGGACUUCAGACAUGUCUGAGGCUGGACAAGACGAGCAGCUGCCAGCGGAAGGAAACCAAGAGUGA
This is a messenger RNA of Lachancea fermentati, 762 nucleotides long. The record is from the annotation of a GenBank genome assembly. NCBI's taxonomy places the organism in Eukaryota, Fungi, Ascomycota, Saccharomycetes, Saccharomycetales, Saccharomycetaceae.